GUGACGUGUGAGAGGGCGAGAGAUAAACAGAUAUAGAGAGAGGGCGAGAGAGUGUGAUAGAAGAACAGGCAAAGUAAGAGAGAGAGAGAGAUGAAGGUGUCACUGGGCUUGAUCUGCAUCCUGUGUCUUUCAGCACUCUGUUCAGGGUCUCAUGUGGUGGUGACUGGUGUCAUUGGUGGCAGGGUUACCUUGCCAUGUCUGAUGUCCCCAGAGCAGCUAAAACAGAAAAGUAACUCAAAAUAUCCCGCAGUAUCCCUGCAUUGGCGCAGGAUAAAUAGGGAACCUGUGAAUGUGGUCUCAGUGUACCCCAGUGGGAUUACGUACACCAACCUGCCCCUAAUCUCACGUGCCUCGGUCAGGAAGCCCAUGCUUGAUUCAGGAGACUUCUCUCUGCACCUGCUAAAUGUUAGGAAAACCGAUGCUGGGAAUUACACAGGACUGGCAGUGUACGGGCGAGUGAAGAAGAACUGCAGGGUAGAACUGCGUACCAUAGAAGUCACCCAGUCCCCUGCAGGUCUUGUUCCUGAAAACAGCUCGGUCACCCUGAAUUGUUCUACAGAAAGUCCAAACAUGAAAACUAUCCGCUGGUUUCACAGAGGAAUUCCUAUCAAUCCCACAAGUAGAUAUGUACAAAGCGGCCACACACUUCGUCUGAUUGGCCUCACUCAAGCUGAACGGGGGAACUGGAGCUGUGAGGUGAAAGGUGUGAGGGCCACACUGACACUCCAAGUACUAGGAAUUUUGGGAUCUACGUCCCUCACCGUGUACGCAGGUGUUUCGUCCCGUGCUGAGUUACCCUGUGCUGUGACAAAUACUCCAAAAGAUGAACACCUGGCUGUUCAUUGGCUCAAAGUCCCCAACACGAACAUCAGGGAUGCUCAGGGCCAGACGCUCGUCCUCAAUUAUGUGAGCACAUGGAAUGCUGGGAAAUACAGAUGUGAUGUCACCUACAAAGGGAAUACGUUGAGCAGAUGGAUUGAUCUGAAAGUCAUUCAAGUCAUUCGAGUGUUACCAUCAGACUCUCGAUUCGUUAGGGAAGGCUCCAACCUGCAGAUAGAGUGUAAAGUCCACGAAUCCCAGCUUGAAGAACAGUAUGAGUGGACAGGACCUUCCACAGACAGUGGUCAUAGAGAGGUGCAGCGUGGAGCAGUGCUAAACCUGCCCAGUGUGCAAACAGAAGAUGCUGGUGUUUGGAAUUGUACCGUCUAUGGAAAGAAAGGAAUUGUGGGAAAAUCGCAGUAUAUGCUUUACGUCCACGCUGCCCAGACAGGGAUUCGCACAGCCUCAUCAUGGCAAAUGUAUGUCAUUCUCCUGCUGUCUUUUCUACUGGUGCUGGGAAUAGCUACAAUCGCUGGAUUGUCUGUCCAAAAUAGAAGGAGGCGGCUCUUGAACCUAGCUGCUCUUACAUCAAUGGAUCGCCCCUGCGUGCCUGCCAAAAAAAGUCUCAGCUUGUGAUAUGACGUCAUCCACUGCUCUGGGCUUUGUCAUGCCACCCGAAUAUGCCUGCCAAUAAAUUAAUGUGUAAAAGAGAAUCAUCCCCUGCUAAUGCCCAUCAAUAAAUGCCUGAGUGUAUGAGAUAGCAUUAUCCUGGACUUAGCUAUGCUCAGUCAAUUGUAUUCUGAUGUGUGUUUUAUCAGUGCAGUUAGGUGCCGAAGCCACAGCAUUGAUUUAGAUGUGGGUCAGUGUAUCCAUGCUAAAAGGGCCCAAGAUACUGGUCAUAAACAGAUUUAUUGGGUUAUUA
Messenger RNA from Pelobates fuscus (common spadefoot toad), 1741 nucleotides. It is a transcript of the gene LAG3, whose product is annotated as lymphocyte activating 3. The record is from RefSeq and is a predicted model, not a curated record. The transcript is spliced from 8 exons. NCBI's taxonomy places the organism in Eukaryota, Metazoa, Chordata, Amphibia, Anura, Pelobatidae. The coding region runs from base 91 to 1455 and encodes 454 amino acids.